AUUCAAUGACAAGCUUAAGAGAUGUUGCCAAAGGAGAAAAGUGGCUCUGGAAAAGGAGGGAAAGGAGGUGUAGCCUCUGGGAGUGACAGUGCUGACAAGAAGUCUCAAGGUCCUAACGGUGGUGGUUAUGCCAUAAAGGUCAGACACAUUCUAUGUGGAAAACAUGACAAAAUCAUGGAAGCCAGGGAAAAGUUAAUGUCUGAAAUGAGAUUCAGUGAAGUGGCCUCACAAGAUAGUGAAGAUAAAGGCAGGCAAGGGGGUGACUUGGGUUGGAUGACCAGAGAGCCCAUGGUGGGACAAUUGCAAGAAGCGGCAUUUGCCUUGCCUGUAAGUGGAAUGGAUAAGCCUGUGUUCACAGACCCACCAGUUAAAACAAAAUUUGGGUAUCAUAUUAUUAUGAUUGAAGGAAGCAAAUCACAUGAAAGACUGAAAAAAAUAUUCAUAUUUCAGUACUAA
Acomys russatus (golden spiny mouse) is the source of this 456-nucleotide messenger RNA. Its product is annotated as peptidyl-prolyl cis-trans isomerase NIMA-interacting 4-like. The coding region runs from base 22 to 456 and encodes 144 amino acids. The record is from RefSeq and is a predicted model, not a curated record. Gene Ontology annotation, biological process: rRNA processing. NCBI's taxonomy places the organism in Eukaryota, Metazoa, Chordata, Mammalia, Rodentia, Muridae. The transcript has a single exon. Gene Ontology annotation, molecular function: peptidyl-prolyl cis-trans isomerase activity; DNA binding.